UAUAUAUAUUACAGUAGCAUGUCGUUCAUUCUCACACACUCACUAAGUUUGUAUCCUUGCACAGCUUAAUGGAGUUUAAAAAUCUAUCUGUUUUAGCUCUCUUUUUCUUGACUUUCCUAGGAAUUCAUGCAUCUAAAUCAGGAGAAGAAUAUUGGAAAUCUGUUUGGCCAAACACUCCUAUACCAAAGACACUUUUGGAUCUCUUAUUGACAGAUAAAGGAACAAGUAUUCCUAUCAAAAGUCAAGAAGAGAAGCAAUAUUGGACUAUCUUUUUUGAACAUCACCUAUAUCCUGGAAAAACAAUGAACUUAGGUAUCCAAAAACAUUCAGAUAUUCAAUCAUCAAAAUCAACAACACAUGCACCCGUCAAAAGAGCAAGCCAUACUUUUAAGACUCUCAAAGGACUUGGACAAACACCUGAAAAAGAAACUACUAAAACAAAUCAACCUUUUGGAACGUUUGUGUGGAGUGACAAAUUAACCAAAAUAGAAACUACUAGAGCAAAUCAACCUUUUGGAACGUUUGUGUGGUGCGACAAAACAACCAAAAUAGAAACUACUACAACAAAUCAACCUUUUGGAACGUUUGUGUGGUGGAAUAAAAAAGAAACGGAUAAAGAAAAUCAACCUUUUGGAUUAAGUGAACAGGGUAAAAAAGAAACUAAAAAAUCAAAUCAACCUUUUGAAACCCAGACAUUAGAUGAAAAAGAAGCUCACGUUCUUAACAGCUAUUGUGGAACUCCAUCAGCAAUAGGAGAACACAAACAUUGCGUCCUAUCACUAGAAUCAAUGAUGGAUUUUGCCAUUUCAAAGCUUGGAAAGAAUAUCAAAGUGAUGUCAAGUUCCUUUUCUCAAAGUCAAGACAAAUAUGUAGUUCAGGAAGUAAAUAAAAUUGGAGACAAAGCAGUGAUGUGUCAUAGAUUGAAUUUUGAAGAAGUUGUAUUUUAUUGUCAUGUAGUUAAUGCCACAACAACUUACAUGGUCCCAUUGAUGGCCUCUGAUGGAACUAUAUCAAAAGCACUGACAAUUUGCCACCAUGACACUAGAGGUAUGAAUCCUAAAGUGUUAAAUGAAGUUCUCAAUGUUAAGCCAGGAAAUGUAUCUGUUUGCCAUUUUAUUGGCAACAAGGCUGUUGCUUGGGUACCUAAUGUUAGCCAGUCUCGUGGUCAUCCUUGUGUCAUCUAGCAUAUUUGCACAUUGAUUGAAAUCUCAUGUUUGGACUUAUUCUAAAGUGAUAUAUGAAAAUAAAUAUGAUGUGAAAAAUCAUAUAUUAUGUAUAUUCAGUGUCAUCCAUGUAUUCUAAAUAAAAUUAGUUCUAAAUUAGUUAGAACUAUGGGUUUGUGUAUGUGCGAUGUAUCAGUCAACGGUCAGUCCCUAAUGUAUUUUAUGUAACAUCUUAUCUUUAUAUGGAUUUCAAUUGUCUUG
Molecule: messenger RNA, 1424 nt
Organism: Lathyrus oleraceus (garden pea)
Lineage: Eukaryota; Viridiplantae; Streptophyta; Magnoliopsida; Fabales; Fabaceae
Exons: 6
Coding region: 69-1184 (371 amino acids)
Source: RefSeq, a predicted model, not a curated record